AUGUCAACGAUUCCGAUUAGGGUAAUCAUGAGUGACCAGGGAGAAAAGACUUGUCCUCUUUGCGCAGAGGAGAUGGAUUUGACAGAUCAGCAAUUGAAGCCAUGUAAAUGCGGUUAUGAGAUAUGUGUUUGGUGUUGGCACCACAUAAUGGACAUGGCUGAGAAGGAUGAGACAGAGGGGCGGUGUCCUGCAUGCCGCACUCCUUAUGAUAAGGAAAAGAUUGUAGGGACGGCUGGAAAGUGCGAGAGAUUGGUGGCUGAAAUCAAUACCGAGAAAAAGAUGAAGUCUCAGAAGGCAAAGGUUAAAUCGACUGAAGGACGGAAGCAGCUCAGCAGUGUGCGAGUGAUUCAAAGGAACCUUGUUUACAUAGUUGGGUUGCCUCUUAAUCUGGCAGAUGAAGAUCUUCUGCAGCGCAGAGAAUAUUUUGGUCAGUAUGGGAAGGUUUUAAAAGUUUCUAUGUCCCGAACUGCAGCUGGUAUCAUUCAGCAAUUUCCAAACAAUACAUGUAGUGUAUAUAUUACUUACUCGAAAGAAGAGGAAGCGGUUCGUUGUAUUCAAAAUGUACAUGGGUUCCUCUUGGAUGGUAGAUCGCUGAGGGCAUGCUUCGGGACCACAAAGUAUUGUCAUGCAUGGCUGAGAAGUGUGCCUUGCACCAAUCCUGAUUGUUUGUAUCUGCAUGAGGUUGGGUCUCAGGAGGACAGUUUCACUAAAGAUGAAAUAAUUUCUGCAUACACUAGGAGUAGGGUACAACAAAUUACUGGUACUGCAAACAGUAUGCAACGGCGUUCAGGGAGUGUUUUGCCUCCACCACUAGAUGAUUAUUGUAACAGCAGUUCUACUUCUGCUGGAGGACCAAUUAUUAAAAAUGGUUCAAGUAAUACUGGAAGCCUUCUUAGAGGUUCUCCUCCAAAUGGAAGCUCUGGUAGAUCUAUUGCUCUUCCAGCUGCAGCCUCAUGGGGAACACGUGGUUCAAAUUGCCAACCACCAGCUACAAAUAUAAUAAAUUCGAAUGGACAUACUAAACAGAAACCUGAUGUCAAUUGCACAUUGCCAUUUUCUUCAGCAGCGGUUGCUACUACUCAGGCUUCUGUACUGCAUAGUGAUGCAGGAAAGAGGUCAGCAUUAAGUGAUGAAAGUCAGACUAUGCAUGCUAAAGGUAAACCAGAAUCAUUGAAGAUUGUGAGACAGAAUAGUGGUGUGGAUUGUCAGAAUGACCUGUCUGAUGAACCUGCUGCACCCGAUGAAGCUCCUGCUUCUGUGAAUGGGUGUAGCCCUUUAUCUUCCCCCCAAACAACCAAGGAUAAUGAUAGAGGCAGCAGCAUGCAGCCAAACAUCAGCAAUGCCACCAACCAAAGCAUAUGCUCUGAUAUGCCUUUGAUGGGCAUUGAUAGAAAUUCCAUGGUAGAACAUUCUGGUGUAGUCAGAUCUAAUAGUUCACUUUCUGAUAAUUCUGUGAUUAAAUCGCCUCGGAACCAAGGGUUACAGCAAUAUUGUGCUGAGCAGUCCAGAGAACCUCCAAUAACUGUUGUGACAGCUGUUAAUGCAGUGUGUGUUACAAGGGAACAAUCCAACUGGAUAUCAGAGUCACAAGCACAACUAGUACCAAAUGCAUCUUCUGAGGUGGAAGAGGAUGUACUAUCUUUUGACAAUCAGAGACUCAAGGAUCCAGAAGUGAGUCGUUCAACAUAUUUGCCUAGUUUGGCUAAUGCGGUACAUGUUUCAAAUCAUUCUAGGUCUCCAUUGUUGCAUAGUGAAGCUUAUGGUGCAGUUUAUUCAAAUGUUGAUCGUCCAUUUGUUGAUAACAAAAUGAGGGACAGUUCACUUCUAUCUUCGUCCAGUAUUUCAGUAACAUCUAAUGGUUACCCUGAGAACUUGGUAAGCAGAUCUUCUGGUUCAGAGAGGCCGUUGGAGCAUUCCUUUCUGCUUCCAAAUGAAGGCCCAGGGAAGCACAGUGGAAGAUUCCUGGAUGAUGCAGCUAAUGCGGAUUUCAGUGCUGCUGUUGACAAGGGAGAGAGUAGCAUAAUCUCAAAUAUAUUAUCAAUGGACUUUGACACUUGGGAUGACUCAAUAGCGUCACCACAGCAUUUUUCAAAAUUAUUGGGUGAAACUGAUAGACAGCCUGGAGCUCUCAAAAUGUCAAGUCCUUGGAAAGUACAAAAUAACAAUCAGUCCAGAUUCUCUUUUGCAAGACAGGAGGAUUCUAAAAAUCAAGCAUUCGAUGUACAGUCAUCUCUGAAUGUUGUUGGGCAGUUUUCUAAUAACCAAUCAUUCCACCAUGGUUUUUCCGAAAAUAGAGAUUUAGGUUUGGAGAAUCUUGGAAUUGGAAAUGGUUUUUCAUCUAGCUCUUACGAAGAACCUGAAAAUCAUGGCAGCAAUCAUUUAGCUUUUUCUUCUAACAAGCUUUCUGUGGUUUCAAGGGCUCAAAUUUCUGCUCCUCCUGGAUUCUCUGUGCCAAGCAGGGCACCACCGCCAGGCUUUACUUCUCAUGAGAGAGUGGAUCAGGAGUUUGACUCUCUGGCUGGGAAUCAUUUGUAUGAUACUUCCUCUUUGUUGAGAAAUGCAUAUCACCCUCAGGCAACUGGUAAUAUUGGUAGCUCUGGGGAUAUUGAGUUUAUGGAUCCUGCUAUAUUGGCGGUUGGUAAAGGGCGACUGCAAGGUGGGCUUAGCAACCCUGGCCUUGAAAUGAGAUCAAACUUCCCUUCACAGUUAAGUGCCUAUGAAAAUGAUGCAAGGCUUCAACUGUUGAUGCAAAGAUCCCUCACCCCACAACAAAAUGUUAGAUUUCCUGAUUUUGGCGAUGGUUUUUCUCACGUCAAUGAUUCUUAUGGAAUUUCUUCGAUGCUUUUGGAUCAAUCUCAGACUAGCAGCAAUCUAUCCCCUUUUUCUCAAUUGUCCCUCCAACAACAGUCUAGAAACCGGGUCAUGUCAAAUGGACACUGGGAUGGGUGGAAUGAGGCUCAGGGUGGAAGCACUCUGGGUAUGGCAGAGCUCUUGAGAAAUGAGAGACUAGGGUUCAACAAGUAUUAUUCUGGUUAUGAAGAUUCAAAGUUUCGGAUGCCCAGUUCUGGUGAUCUGUAUAACAGAACAUUUGGGAUGUAA
This is a messenger RNA of Prunus armeniaca (apricot), 3099 nucleotides long. The record is from the annotation of a GenBank genome assembly. NCBI's taxonomy places the organism in Eukaryota, Viridiplantae, Streptophyta, Magnoliopsida, Rosales, Rosaceae.